Molecule: messenger RNA, 2894 nt
Organism: Pocillopora verrucosa
Lineage: Eukaryota; Metazoa; Cnidaria; Anthozoa; Scleractinia; Pocilloporidae
Molecular function (GO): protein binding
Source: RefSeq, a predicted model, not a curated record
UCAACCGAAGGCAGCGACAAAAUUGUCUCAAAAAAUGCGACUUUUAUUUCUCGAACGGGAAAUACCCGAGUUGUUUAUACUGCUGAUUUGUUUAAUUGUUUGCCAAGGGAAAAAGCACUUCAAAAACAACGAUGAUUCUUCGCAGGAAAGCAAAUCGACUUUCAUAACCAUCAAACUGCCAGCGAAUGUUGCCACGCACAAUAAAGGUUGUGUAUACGAUGGUGUUGUCCGACAUCAUGGCGAUGCCUGGUCCCCAGGUCCCUGUAUUCCAGAAUGUCGAUGCUCACAUGGUCAUGUAAAGUGCUCUAAAAUAGAAUGCCCGGAUUUAAACUGUGACAAGCCCAUCAAGAAAAAGUGGAAAUGCUGCGCAGAGUGCUUACCUUUAAUGGAUAACGGGACCACUUGUGGCGUGUGGAGUAGGGAUGGCAACGGUAAUGGUGGUUGCUGUGUGUUUCCUUUCGAGUAUAACGGCGUCAAGCAUUACACUUGUACUUACUUGGAUCACAACAAGCCAUGGUGCUCAAUCUCUACUAAUUUUGACCGAGAUGGAGUCUGGGGAGAGUGUAUAGAUGACGGUGAUACACCUAAGACAUUACGAUUCAAAGAUCACAGAGGAGAGGCUCAACAACAAUACAAAAGCACAGAUGAUCUUAUAUCUAGCAUAGCAAACAACGUGGCUAACAGUGUCUCGAACGAGAGUGCAAGCGGGUCAAAUGCUAGUCCUGCAAUCCCGGAGUCCAGUGUGACCACACCCUCAGGUGCAGCUGCAACAGUCACUCCAGCUAGUGUACAACCUUCAAAAACCGCGAUAAUGCCGGCUACAUCAGUAAAUGCAUCUCCUUCUGCCGCUAAUAAAACUGUUCAGCCGUUACCCACGAAGUCGAUUCAGCCACAAGCCACGGGUACGAUAGCUAUUGCGACUGCAAAUGCAACAGCCAUGCCAUCUCCCUCACCGAGUGUUGGAAGCCCUGUGGUAUCACAGAUAAAUACUAGUAGUGCAGUUCAACCAGCCAGCAAUCAGUCAGUUGCUGUUAUGGCCAGCAGUGUUCAACCAGCAGCUUCACAGUCAGUGACACAGGCAGGCCAGACCGCAGUUAUAGGGCAGCCAGGAGCUAUACCGACGCCAUCCAUUGGAAUGGGAGGUGCAGCGGCCGGGGCGGCCACACUCCCGCUGCCAGGUCCAACACCACAGGUAACUCAGCAACCGCAACCACAGGUAACUCAACAGCCAUCACCUCAGCCCUCUCAACAACCAGCACUACCACUUCCCGAACAGCCCACUCCACAGCCCGGUCAACAACCAGCUUUACAGCCUGCUCCUGCUCCUGCUCCGGUACCAGGCCAGCCACCUGUGGAGGGUGUAACUCCCGGCUCUCCUUUCCCGAUAUCGCAGACAACACUUACUCCUGGAGAGACCCAGGCUCCAGGAAAUGCUCCCGGCCAAGCUGGUCAAGCUGUGCAUCAGUUGACGACAACAGAAUAUAACCCAAACCAUAACAUCACAACGACUGAGUCUUGGUUUGGCAAACCUAACGAAACUCUCAACAGGACCAACGAAGUAAUGAAUCAAGUUGGACAAAGUAAUCAGGCAUCAUACGGUUAUCAAGCAGCCUCGUCUCAGCGUUAUUACCAGAACCAGGCUCCCUACAAUGAUCAACCAAGCAAUUCCCAACCAGAUUACUCAUCUUAUAACACACAGAGCAGUCCUCAAGCAGAUUACAUGUCUUACAGCUCCCAGCAGAGCAGUCCUGAAAACAAUUAUCCGUCCUAUAACGCACAGUCUUACAAUAGCUAUGACAACACCGCUUACCAGCAAUACGACAGAUCACAGGCUCAAGAUACCGCGGGACAAGCCAAUUAUUAUUCAAACGAACAACAAUACCAACAGCAGUAUGGUGCGGACCCAGGAUCAUACUACACGGGAUAAAACAUGACGAACCCUGUAGUUUCAAUCACUUUCCGGAAAUCUGACUUGAAUCUUUGAUGUUACAUCAAGUUUUAUAACUGAGUUUUGCUGAUGUUGUCUAUUCAUAGAACAGAGCUCCACCAAAGAUGUCUUUGUUUCUGAAUUUUAAGUUCUAUAAGUUCUUUCUUGUAAAACCUUGGAGGUCGAGAACGACGCUCACUUCUUGUUUUGACUCGAGUAAUCUCUGCGAAAAACAAAACAGAAUGCUUAGCUUCCAAAGAGAUUUCUCGCUCAAUUAUCUCCGGAUACAAUAUUGAAAAUUACGAGUCAAGGCCAUGAAAGUUUUGUUUGUUAAUAAACGUUAAUUUAACUGACUCAGUUGCUAACAGUGUCCCAAAUCUACUUGUAGCCACUCAGUUGACAGUUGACAUGCGUUGACAGGUUAGGAGAACAGGUAUCUAAACUCAUUUAUGUCUAAGACCAAUCUAGUCCCUCUCGAUCAUUUCCAAGGUUAACCGGUCAGGAACCGCACUCAACUUGGAAAUGACCGUAAGUCUGCUGUAAAUACGCGUCAUAAGACAAAAAAAUAGAAACGUUUUGAUGAAAAUCAGUCUCUCUAGUGACUGAAUUAUCUAAUCUCCAUUCUGUAAAGUUUCCCCGAAGUAUUCAAUGCAUGCCGUAAAGAAACAAGUGAGUCAUAUGAGCAAGCAGACUUCGUAACUCUCAUUGUAUCAGUAGUCUGAAUAAUAUGGUCGUCAUACGUAUAUUGAAUGGUUUUAAUGAACCUGUCGAUCAUGUAGUAUGAUUGUCUGCAUAAACAAACAAUAUAAUCAGAAACAGAACAUGAAGCUUUUACAAGCUUACCGAGAGUUAUAAUCAGAAACAAUUGAUCUUUCAAACCUGAGAACUGUACUGAUGGAAGUCAAUUGUGGAGUUUCUUCAUCAAAUGAAUGCGUUACCUGUUAGGUGAAAAAAGCAAUAAAAAUAC